This is a messenger RNA of Phragmites australis (common reed), 498 nucleotides long. Its product is annotated as ocs element-binding factor 1-like. The record is from RefSeq and is a predicted model, not a curated record. NCBI's taxonomy places the organism in Eukaryota, Viridiplantae, Streptophyta, Magnoliopsida, Poales, Poaceae. Bases 1 to 498 code for a protein of 165 amino acids. The transcript has a single exon. Gene Ontology annotation, biological process: regulation of DNA-templated transcription. Gene Ontology annotation, molecular function: DNA-binding transcription factor activity.
AUGGCAGCCUUUGCAGGCCGCUCGCUCGGUGCAGCAGACUUGGCGAGCUGUUUCUUGCUGCAGCAUGGCCCGCUCGUCCAUGGUUCCUACUCGGGCAGCACGGCUGAUGGCAAUGGUCCGUGGUGCACCUACGGCGGCUGCCACGGCGCCGGCACGAGUGUGGGAGAGCAGGCCGGGGGCGGGGGACGCGACGAGCGGAAGGAGAGGCGGCUGGCGUCGAACCGGGAGUCGGCGCGGCGGGCGCGGGCGCGGCGGCGGAGGCAGCUGGACAACCUGUCGUCGCGCGCCGCGGAGCUCCGCGCCGCGAACGCGCGGCUGGCCGUGGAGCUGAACCGCGUGGCCGCCGCGCGCGCGCGGGCGGCGCGGGAGAAGGUGCAGCUCAUGGAGGAGGCCCGCCGCCUGCGGGAGAGGCUCGCCGCCGCCGAGGCGGAGGCCGCGGUCACGGCUGCGUCGGCGAAGGACGCCGGCGAUGAAGAAGCGGGAACGCCGAUGGACUAG